CGGGAUUAGCACUCCGGGGAGCGAUUGGUCCUCGGGAGGAGAGGGGAGGCGGACGCGGGUCCCGGCGGUCGUCGGGUCGGCAGCCUUUGGUCAGUUGGCAGCUGCAGGCGCGCUUCGGUUCCGGCGGCGCCAUGUCGUUCUGCAGUUUCUUCGGGGGCGAGGUUUUCCAGAAUCACUUUGAGCCCGGCGUUUACGUGUGUGCCAAGUGUGGCUAUGAGCUGUUCUCCAGCCGCUCGAAGUAUGCACACUCAUCUCCAUGGCCAGCAUUCACCGAGACCAUUCACGCCAACAGCGUGGCCAAGCGUCCGGAGCACAAUCGAUCUGAAGCCUUGAAGGUGUCCUGUGGCAAGUGUGGCAACGGGUUGGGCCACGAGUUCCUGAACGACGGCCCCAAGCCGGGGCAGUCCCGAUUCUGAAUAUUCAGCAGCUCGCUGAAGUUUGUCCCUAAAGGUGAGCUUGCUUGGCACAGCUGGGGCCAGGCCUGUUGGCCUUUGAGCCCAGGCUGGGGGGCCCAGUGUUUGUGGCUGUCCACUUACCAUGACAAGGUACAGGGCCACCAAGUCACGCUGCCUGGGAACUGUCAAGGAUCCCCCCCGAAAGGUGGCUGUGGCACAGGGGCAAGGGGGCUGGUGUUCCGCUUCCUCGCUUGGUUGAUCAUGGCUGUCCCCAGAAGGCGCUUCGGAGUGAGAAUGUGGCGAAUGGUUUUCCUCAGAGGCCUGGCCUUUCCCCGAGGCUAGAGUCAGGGGCGGGGCAGGCAGAGCCUGAGGCCCCAGUCUGUGCGGCCGUGUCUGCCACUGGCUGGGACUGUGGCCUUGCUUCUCAGCCGCUCAGAGCCUGCCUCUUCCUCUGCAGAGUGGCCGUGGUAGCAGGGCCAGUGAGGAUAGCUGCGUGUCAUGUGCACCUGGGCCUGGCACCCAAUAAUAGCUUGAUGAAUCCUCAUCCUUUUUUUUUUUUUCUGAGAUGCAGUCUUGCUCUGUUGUGCAGGCUGGAGUGCAGUGGCGCGAUCUCAGCUCACUGCAACCUCUGCCUCCUGGUUCAAGCAAUUCUCCUGUCUUGGCCUCCCGAGUAGCUGGGAUUGCAGGCAUGCACCGCCACGCCCAGCUAAUUUUUGUAUUUUUAGUAGAGACGGGGUUUCACCAUGUUGGCCAGGCUGGUCUUGAACUCCUGACCUCAGGUGAUCUGCCCGCCUUGGCCUCCCAAAGUGCUGGGAUUAUAGGCGUGAGCCACCAUGCCCGGCCCACACCUGGUUAAUUUUUAAUUUUUUUUUUUUUUUUUUGGUGACAGAGUCUUGUUCUGUCACCCAGGCUGGAGUGCAGUGGCGCGAUCUCAGCUCAAUGUAGCCUCUGCCUCCCGGGUUCAAGGGAUUCUCCUGCCUCAGCCUCCCGAGUAGCUGGGAUUACAGGCUCCCACCACCACGCCUGGCUAAUUUUUGUGUUUUUAGUAGAGAUGGGGUUUCACCAUGUUAGCCAGGCUGGUCUGGAACUCCUGACCUGAGGUGAUCUGCCUGCCUCAGCCUCCCAAAGUGCUGGGAUUAGAGGUGUGAGCUACCGCACCCGGCCAAUUUUUAGAAUUUUUAUAGAGAUGGGGUCUCACUAUGUUGCCCAGGCUGCUCUUGAACUCCUCUGGGCCUUGGCCUCCCAAGGUGCUGGGAUUCUAGGCUUGAGCCACUGUGCCUGGCCUGAAAUGGGGUUGUUAGCAGCACACGCUCAUGGCCAUCACCGUGCUCUGGGGUUGAGCGAGCAGCCUGUCAGAGCCUGGUGCGUGGUAAACCUGCGAUAUUUUCAUCCUUUUGUUGUUAUUUGUCCUCCGUGUGAGUGGAGAGAGAAGAGAUUCUGGGUUCUCCUGUGGAUCUCAGAACAAAAUGGGGUGCACAGACUCCCCUGAGUUGGGCAUCUGGUCCUUUCAGCUCCCCUGUGGCCUGCAGGCCAGGGCAGAGUGUGAAAGCUCAGGGAACAGGGUCUGAAGCUCUGCCUUGCAGUGACUUGCUUUCCGCCCCUCCCACCCCCCUCCCUGGCUUUCCCCCACUCUGUCCCCCGGCUUUCCGCCCCUCCUUGCUUUCCACCCCCGCUUGCUUUCUGCCCCCGCUUGCUUUCCACCCCUGCGUCCUUUCUUUCAGGCAAAGAAACUUCUGCCUCCCAGGGUCACUAGGCAGGCAGCGCACACCCACCCCAGACAGCCACCGCACUGAGGCCACACGUUGGCCAUUCCACCUUGGAGUUGGAAUCCUGGGCGUCGAGACAGGAAGGCAGGGCGCAGUGGUUGAAACAUCAGGAUGCUCCCAAGGCCCUGGCUCUGAACAAGACCGUCUCGUUUCUUGGAAAAGACACUCAUUUGCUGAUGGUUCAUGCCUUCUGCUGGGACAGGCCUGGGCUGCGCAGCCACACUGUCGGCUGACUUAGCCCCCUGCUCACUCUAGGUGCCUCCAGGAGGUGAGCCCUGGGUGCAGCUGGUCUCUGAAUGACGUUACACCCUCACCUUCUUUGCCUGGCCCUGUGUCUGGACUGUCCCCUGUGAGGCCGAAUUCCAAGACAGACUCUCAUGCUCACCGAAGCUUAGACACACAUCUCCCAGGCUGCUUAGGAGACAGAAUGGAAACGGAGGCCGCCCCUGCCAGCUGCCCUGGCCCUGGUCACUGCAUGAUCCGCUCUGGUCAAACCCUUCCAGGCCAGCCAGGGUGGGGAUGGUCUGUGACCUGCUGGGAAGGCAGGCUGAUGGGGCAGACCCUUGGCCUCUCGUCCACGAGGGGAGAAGCCUACAUCCUGUUUCACAAUCUGUGCGGAAGUAGCUUGCCUCACUCCUGCUUAGGAAAGUGGCUGUUGCUCCAUAACUCUAAGCAGCACAGGGCUGAGGCCUGCAGUUCACACCUGCAGGGAGGCCCUUCCCAAGAUGUGGUGACUGUGCCUUACUGUACGUGCUCGGAGGCCUGGCCAUAUAGGAGGGUGGGUGAUGCUGAAAUCACCCCCUAUCUUAUGUAAUUACUUUGUGGAGUAAUCAGGUGGAAAUCCAUAAACAAAUGAAACAUUCA
This is a messenger RNA of Symphalangus syndactylus (siamang), 3025 nucleotides long. It is a transcript of the gene MSRB1, whose product is annotated as methionine sulfoxide reductase B1. NCBI's taxonomy places the organism in Eukaryota, Metazoa, Chordata, Mammalia, Primates, Hylobatidae. Gene Ontology annotation, cellular component: nucleus. The record is from RefSeq and is a predicted model, not a curated record. Gene Ontology annotation, biological process: protein repair. Gene Ontology annotation, molecular function: peptide-methionine (R)-S-oxide reductase activity.